GUAAACCCGUGUUCCAACAACUUUGAUCUCGUCUUGAAUAAAUUGUGUUUGUCAAUUAUCAAAACCUGUGAGUCAAGACUUAACAACAGAGAAAGGGUUGAACUUACACAUUCCAAUAGAUUUGUUUGUUAUCAGUGAUCAUGGACUAUUAAACGUAGCAUGUGAUGAUGAGUGCACCUGGGCGAUUGAUUUUGGUGCAUCUUAUCAUAUUACCUCACAUAGGGAGUACUUCUCAUCCUAUACUAGUGGUGAUUUUGGCCACGUGAGGAUGGGAAAUGGUGGUUCGUCUAAGAUCAUCGGUAUGGGUGAUGUUUGUUUAGAGACUUCCACUGGUUGCAGGUUGGUGCUCAGGGAUGUGAGGCACGUCCUAGAUAUCAGAUUGAGUUUGAUUUCAGCUGGUCUACUUGAUGAUGAAGGUUAUGCUAACCAAUUUUGUGAUGGAAGAUGGAAACUCUCCCAGGGCAGUUUGAUUAUGGCUCGAGUCCCUCAAAAUCAUGGGGGAGAUAUGCAUCCUGUAGAUGACCAUCAAGAUGCUGAUAAUCAUGGUGAUGGUACGGUUGUGAUGAUAUUCCAGAGUCACAACCACAUUCAGAGUCACCACCACCUCAGUUUAGAAGAUCCACCAGAUAUCUUCUCUGCAGCACAGCUCGUUGAUUUGUUUGCGUAGCUCUUAAUUUGGUGAUUUCUGCUGCGCCCCCACGAACUUACAAAUGUUUCGAUCACAAACACGAUGAUCACAAUCUUACUAUUUGUGAACUUCCAUAAAAAAAAAUAAGUAGUCUAGAAUAAUUUUAAAAUAAGAAUUUAAACUAUAAAUAGUAAGUUUGUGAAAUUUGUAAUAAUAAUAGAGACAUAAUAGUAACAAGAAACAAAAAAUGAACCAAAAUUUUAAUAAAAUACUAGCUUAUAA
Cuscuta campestris is the source of this 910-nucleotide messenger RNA. NCBI's taxonomy places the organism in Eukaryota, Viridiplantae, Streptophyta, Magnoliopsida, Solanales, Convolvulaceae. The record is from the annotation of a GenBank genome assembly.